Molecule: messenger RNA, 490 nt
Organism: Adelges cooleyi (spruce gall adelgid)
Lineage: Eukaryota; Metazoa; Arthropoda; Insecta; Hemiptera; Adelgidae
Gene: Ccdc56
Product: cytochrome c oxidase assembly factor 3, mitochondrial
Exons: 2
Coding region: 224-490 (88 amino acids)
Biological process (GO): mitochondrial respiratory chain complex IV assembly
Cellular component (GO): mitochondrial inner membrane
Source: RefSeq, a predicted model, not a curated record
UAAAUUCGCACGAAACGUUUGACUCAACUUAUCAACACGUGUUGGAUAGGACAGAAAGAAGGCAUUAUAAUUAUCAUCUAUUGUGUAAUACCUUUUUUCUUUUUUUUUAAAUUGAAAUAAGUAAAAAUAAUUCAAUAAGUAGUCGUAUGUUCGGAGGACCAAGCCCAAUAUAAUCCGUUCCGUUUUAUUUAAUUGGUUGACGCACUGGUUACUUCAAUUUGAUAUGGCUAAAAAUGAUCAGAUGCCCGAAGUUGAUUUUGUGAAAGACGGAGAAAUCGACAGAAGAUUAUUGCAACAGAUCAAAUUCGUCGAACGCCAAAACCUCGUACGCGUCACCCGAUUGAACCGCAUGCGCAAAAACGCCCGAUACACGGGAUUUCUAUUGGGCGGCAUCGCUUUGGGUAUCUACGGGUUUAGUAUAUACUCGAUCAAGCAGGAAUCGUUUUUGGACGAUUUCGACGAACCCGAAGUGACGACCAACACACAAUAA